This is a messenger RNA of Lampris incognitus (smalleye Pacific opah), 3156 nucleotides long. It is a transcript of the gene ntn4, whose product is annotated as netrin 4. The record is from RefSeq and is a predicted model, not a curated record. The coding region runs from base 305 to 2215 and encodes 636 amino acids. Gene Ontology annotation, molecular function: protein binding. The transcript is spliced from 10 exons. NCBI's taxonomy places the organism in Eukaryota, Metazoa, Chordata, Actinopteri, Lampriformes, Lampridae. Gene Ontology annotation, cellular component: laminin trimer. Gene Ontology annotation, biological process: basement membrane assembly; substrate adhesion-dependent cell spreading; cell migration.
GACAAGAGUUAAGGUGCCGUGUGGAGACAGCUCAUUCACCCAUUAGGAUUUCUCAGGCUGUACGAAAGAAAAAAAAGAAAAGGAAAAGAAAGAAAAGAAAUGGAAUCGUUUUCCCUAGGAGUCGGACUCAGCUUUUGCCUUUGACUUCAAACUGAGUUGAAAAGCGCAUUGGAUUUGAACCUGCGUACUACUUUGGUGGAUGGGAUAUUGCGCCUACAUUCUGUCGGGAUAACUUCAGCACGUUAAUCGUGUCCGUCCGUCCGUCCAUUGGAUUCGUCUUCGGUUCCCCCAAACGCACAUUGAAAUGAGGAGAAAUCGGGAAUUCGGGAGUAUGAUCACUUUAUUUGUGAUCGCUUUAGCAACGCUAUCGGAUGCAGGCUUGGCUGUGGAAGUGUUCCGUGCAGGGGUGGCCCCUCGCUGCGAGAGCCGGGCGUGUAACCCCCGUAUGGGCAACCUGGCCCUGGGCCGCAGGGUCCUCACCCAGACCGUCUGUGGCAACAACGGCACUGAGCUGUACUGCUCAUACCCCGAUACCCCUACCAACCCAGCCUGUGGCAGCACCAAGUGCUCCAAAUGCAACGCCGGCCUGCCCCUCCUGGCCCACCUGGCAAACUCCAUGGCCGACUCAUCCUUCCGCCACCCCAACACCUGGUGGCAGUCGGCCGAGGGGGUGGAGUCGGAGACGGUGCAGCUGGACCUGGAGACGGAGUUCUACCUCACGCACCUCAUCAUGGUGUUCCGCUCGCCGCGGCCCGCCGCCAUGACGCUGGAGCGCUCGCAGGACUUUGGGCAGACGUGGAAGACGCUGCAGUUCUACGCCAGCAACUGCAGCGCCGCCUUUGGUCUGGAGGUGGGGAAAGUGGACUCAGGCCUGGACAAAGUUUCCUGCACCUCCAAGUACUCUGGAGCUAAUCCCUGCACCCGGGGAGAGGUAAUCUACCGCGCUCUGCCCCAGUGGGAGUCCCUGGAUCCAUUCGGGGCGGAGGCCCAGGAGCAACUCCGGGUGACGAACAUCCGCGUUCGUCUGCUGAAGCACCAGUCGUGUCCCUGCCAGGCCAAAGACCUCGCCUCUGCCAGCGGAGCGCCCCCUAGCAAGCACUUCGCCAUCUACGACCUGAUAGUCAAGGGAAGCUGCUUCUGCAAUGGGCACGCUGAGCAGUGUGUCCCCGCACCCGGAUACCGGCCCGUGAGGGACAGGACCAACCAUGUGGUUCAUGGGAAGUGUGUGUGUAGACACAACACAGCAGGUGUUCACUGUGAGCGCUGUGCUCCGCUCUACAACGACAGACCUUGGCAGCCUGCAGACGGACUGACAGGAGCUCCACAUGAGUGCCGAAAGUGCAAGUGCAACGGACACGCCCAAAGCUGCCACUUUGAUUGGCUGGCGUGGCGCGAGUCUGGCCAGCGCAGCGGGGGCGUGUGCGACUGCCUGCACAACACGGAGGGGCAGCAGUGUCAGAAGUGCAAAGCCGGCUUCUACAGAGACCCCUACCGACCUCACACCACCUCGGACUCCUGCAAACCAUGCAGCUGUCACCCCCUGGGCUCCAUGCCCUUCCACUUGGCCGAUGGCUCCCUCUGCGACCCCUCCAACGGUAACUGCAUCUGCAAACCAGGGGUGGGUGGCACCCACUGUGACAGGUGCAUGGUGGGAUACUGGGGCUUCCAUGAGUACGGCUGCCGUCCAUGUGACUGCGCGGGAGACUGCGAUCCCUUCACCGGAGACUGUCUGUUGGGCUCUGAUCUGGAUCUCUACAACUCCAAUGGCAACUCCAGUGAGUCAGCCAGGAUCUUCAGACCUGAUGAACUUUUCUCUGCCCUUCACUACUCAGAGAAGUGUGAGUGCAAAGAGCAAGUCCUGACCAACAGCAAACUCUUCUGCACCAUGAAUUAUGCUUAUGUACUCAAGGUGAAGGUGCUGUCGGCCCACGAUAAAGGCUCUCAUGCCGAGGUGGAGGUCAAAGUUCAGAAGGUGCUGAGUCAGAACACGAAGGUGAAGAUACAGAGGGGGCGAGUCACUCUUUACCCGGAGUCCUGGACUGCACGAGGCUGCACCUGUCCCAUCCUCAACCCAGGUGUGGAGUACGUGGUGGCGGGUCACACGGACCGCAAGCAGGGUCGUCUCAUGGUCAACAUGAAGAGCUUCGUCAAGCCCUGGAGAGCCAGCCUGGGGCGCAAAGUUCUCACGCUGCUCAAGAAAGACUGCAACUGGUAAAUGGAGGGAGGAACAGUGUGGGACUGACAGACGACAAAAGGAGAUGAGCUGCGGCGGAGAGAACAAGACGGUGCCAUUGGAUUCCCCCCUCCCCCUCCCCCUUGUUCUCUAACGGGGGAUUGGUUGGAUCAGAUGGACGGUUCUAACAAACAGCGGAGUCUCGCCCUCGCUCUUUUCUUUGUCCGAUAAGUGUUUGAGGCCGGCAGGCCGUAUCUGCAAAAUUGCACAGCGUGUGAUUGCUUGAGAGAUAUCAGCCACAUGUCUGAGCAGACUCUCCUGCUCCUCCUGCGUAGGAUUCCCUGCAAACCCUUCCCAAGCCUCUGCUGCCACAGUUCAACAAAGAGAGGAAUUCUUCAGUGCUACGGCCAAUUGUUUCUGCCUUUUUGAGGGGCUCUUUUUUUUUUUUGUGUGUGCGUGUGUGUGUGACUGAAUGUCCCCCUGGACCCAUUACAAUACACACACACACACACACACACACACACACACACACACACACACACACACACACACACACACACACACACACCCGCAUCCAUUAAGGCUCGGUCUCUUCCUCUUCUCCAGCACUUUAGCCCAAGAAGGACCAGCCAAAAGUCCAAGGGCAACGUGGACCCAUAGACUGCACAACAAUGAGAGCGAAGGGGUCUCAAACACACAUACACACACAGACACACAUACAUAUAAGCACACAAACCUCUACAUGAGUUUUAUGAUUGACCUCUUUCUCCAUGGACAGUGGAUAAGACCGCAUCUGUUGCCUGUGGUGCCCUCUGCCACACCGGACAGACCGGACAGGUAGUCUGUGGCAGACGCAACCACAUGCGAGCGCCCGGAGGGAUGCUGAAUAAGCCAUACAUGCCACUACAGGUGGAUAAACCUAACCAGUCCAGGUGUGCCUGUGAUGAAAUCGGAGUGAAUGUCUUUAUCCAGCGUGAGUGAGU